GUCGAAUACCCUCAAUCGUCAGGUCAUCUGCCCAACCAUGGGUAGAUAAUCUUUGGAGAGAACGUUCACAUCGAUAGUAGAGGUGAGCUAACAGAAUAGCAGGUCGUGGGAUUGGACAUCAGCCCGCAUAUGAUUCCUGAAGUGCUGCCCGAUAAUCUGGACCUUCAGGUCGACGAUCUGAAUGGAGAGUUCACGUUUCCAUCCAAUUACUUCGAUGUCGUACACAGCCAGAUGAUGGCAGGCGGAAUCCAUGCAACACGUUGGCCAAGCUAUCUGCGGGACAUGUACCGCGUCCUUCAACCAGGUGGCUGGUGUCAACUGGUCGAGAUAUAUUUCAAUGCUCAGUCGGACAAUGGGACGCUGUCGGCAGACCACGCACUUUCGAGAUGGUCAAGCGGAUACCUUGACGCGAUGCAUCCUCAAAAGGACCCACGAGCGGCCCUGCGUCUUAAGGAAUGGAUGAGGAGUGCAGGCUUCACGGACAUUGAAUCGCGCCUUCUGACACUUCCCAUGUGUCCAUGGCCAACUGAUCCCCGCGACAAGCAAAUUGGUGCCUUGAACGUCAGCAACGUGAGUCAGUUGCUCUAUUCAACGGGCCUGUAUCCAUUCACACAGAUGCGAGGUAUGCCAGCGGAGGACUUUCAGCUCUUGGUGGCUCAAGCGAGAAAUGAGGCCAACAAUCCUUCAUACAGGGCCUAUUUCCCUCUGUAAGUCAAAAUCAAACGUUCCUCGACGCCGAGAUGCGGGACGCUGGCGG
Trichoderma harzianum CBS 226.95 is the source of this 757-nucleotide messenger RNA. RefSeq lists its product as hypothetical. The record is from RefSeq and is a predicted model, not a curated record. The transcript has 6 exons. Bases 130 to 711 code for a protein of 193 amino acids. Gene Ontology annotation, molecular function: methyltransferase activity. Lineage: Eukaryota; Fungi; Ascomycota; Sordariomycetes; Hypocreales; Hypocreaceae.